GUAAGAAUAAUGUCGCAACUAGCGGAGACGAAUUUUAUUUUACUAUUACUAUAAUUGUUUUAUUAUAGUUCUUCAAUAUAUUAUCCAGGUCAAUUUAUUUUAUGAAAUUACAAUGUUAUUUAUCAAACAUAUGCCCACUGUGAUAUUAUAUUACAAUUAUAUGCCAUUAUAAUAAUCAUCUUAAUACACCAUCAUUAUAAUAUUUAAAAAUGUACGUUUGGUGCGUCCAUUUUUUUCAUUGAUUAACAAAUUGUUAUUUUAUGAACACAGUGAUUUUAUGUGUCUCGCAAACAUACUUUUUAUUUAUUCAUCGAUAUUAGUCAUAUAGUUUUAUAUAUAAUAUUAUAUUAAUAUACUGAUUUAAAUAAAUUAUAUUAAAAAAUAUUAAUACUUAUAUAUAAAAAUAUAUAACCUACACAUUUUAUCUUUUAUAAAUGCGUGAGCAAAAUUGUAUAGUUUGUGCAUAAUACAUUUUCAAUUCAUAUACUAUAAACAUUACAAACACAAAUUUUCAAUUAACUGGAUACACGAGAUGUUAUAGAAAAUACGAUUCUCAAAUAAUUUUCAUCACAACAAGUAAGAAAAUGGAUUCUAAUUAUAAAUGUAAACGGCCAAAACAUCCAAGGGCCAAUGCAAACGUCUUUGAAAUCAUCACAUAUAGCUGGAUGUUGGACCUCUUCAAAAUAGUACUCAAAAGAGACAUAGAAAUAAAUGAUUUGUAUAUACCUUUGAAUGAACAUACGUCAUCGACAUUAGGAAAUGAUUUAGAAAAGAAAUGGAGACUAGAACUGACUGUUGCAAAUAAUGGAAAACGGAAGCCCAGUUUGUUGAAAGCAUUAUACAUGUUGUUUGGGACUAAAAUAAUGUUUCAGGGAUUGAUUCUCGCUACCAGUGAGAUUAUUUUUAAGAUGUUCCAACCUAUACUGAUUGGUAGACUACUAUUAUAUUUCAAUACCGAAGGGCAGAAAACGACCGAUGUAGAACAGGCAUACAUGUACGCUGCCUGCUUAACGAUAAGUACGUUGGUUUCAAUGGUAUUGUAUCAUGUGCCACAGGUAAAUAUGAUUCACUAUGGAAUGAAGAUGCGGAUUGCAUGUUGUUCAAUAAUAUUCAGAAAGGCUAUGCGAUUGAGUAACACAUCGCUAGGUGAAACAUCGGUCGGUCGAGUAGUUAAUUUAUUAUCAAACGACGUUAACCGGUUCGAUAAAGCGCUAUUCUUUCUGCACUUUUUGUGGAUUAGUCCCCUGCAGACAAUAGUGGUUUCAUACUUCUUAUGGCAAGAAAUAGGCGUAUCAUCAAUAUUCGGAGUUGCAACAUUAAUUAUGUUCAUUCCGUUACAAGUGUGGUUUGGAAAAAAAAUUUCCAUAUUAAGGUUAAAGACCGCCAUUAGAACUGAUGAAAGAGUGCAUUUAAUGAACCAAAUAAUUUCGGGCAUUCAAGUCAUCAAAAUGUAUACAUGGGAAAAACCAUUUGAAUAUUUAGUACAAUACGCAAGAAAAAUGGAAAUAAAACAGAUACGAGGAUCGUCAUACAUUACAGCAGUAUUCGUAUCUUUUAUGGUAUUUCAUUCGAGGGUUGCUUUGUUUUUUAGUAUACUAGCAUAUGUUGUAUUCGGAAACUAUAUUACCGCUCAAAAAGUAUUUGUCAUGGCAUCAUAUUUCAAUAUAUUGCGAGUGUCAUUGACGGUUUUUUUCCCUCAAGCCAUUGCACAAAUAGCUGAAUUAUUAAUGACUAUUAAAAGAAUUCAGACUUUUUUAUCAUACGAAGAAAAAAAUUGCAAAGUGGUAAAUCUUUCAAAAUCGGAGAACGUGACCACCAAUAAUGGUGUACAGAAACCUACAAUCAACUCUGCAUCGAUUACUACAAAUACUGACAGUGAAACGAUGCUAUCAAAUUAUUUGAGAAUAGAUAUUUCAAAUGCAACGGCUAAAUGGACUCAAAAUGAAACUGAAUACUGUUUACGGCAUAUCAAUCUAACUGUAAGCUCUGGUCAGUUAGUCGCAAUCAUUGGACCCGUAGGAGCUGGAAAAAGUUCAUUAAUGCAAGCGAUUCUACGAGAACUACCACUAUCCGAAGGAAAAAUUACAGUGAAUGGUGUAGUUUCUUAUGCAUCCCAAGAACCAUGGUUAUUUGUAGGUUCUGUCAAAAAAAAUAUAUUAUUUGGUUCUCCAAUGGACGAGCAUCGUUAUAAACAAGUGAUACAAGUAUGUGCGUUGAAAAGUGAUUUUCAACAGUUUCCAUAUGGCGAUGAAACAAUUGUGGGAGAAAGAGGAGUAACCCUCAGUGGUGGGCAAAGAGCAAGAAUCAAUUUAGCUAGAGCCGUUUAUAAACAAGCGGAUAUUUAUUUAUUGGACGAUCCUCUUUCAGCUGUCGACACACAUGUUGGCAGUCAUUUGUUUGAAAAAUGCAUUAAAGGUUUCCUCAAAGAUAAAACUUGUAUUCUUAUCACACAUCAAUUACAGUACUUGACGAGUGUAGAAAAAAUUGUUCUCAUUGAAAAUGCAAAUAUUAAAUCAGAAAGCACAUAUGAAGAACUUCAAACGUCUAAUUUAGAAUUCGCGAAAUUACUUCAUUCUUCAUUGGAGAUGAUAUCUAAGACUCAUAAUACAUUGAAUGUAGAAAAUAAAAGCGAACUACAGUUAAUUGUUGAUCGUCAAGUGUCUGAAACGAGUGUGAGGUCACCACCUGUCGAUGAAAGUAAAUCCCAUCAAAAUAAAUUAAAACCCACUGAAGUAGCCGAAACUCGCACUUUGGGGAAUAUUUCACAUACUGUUUAUAUGUCAUAUUUCUCUGCUGGAGGAAGGAAGUGUAAAAUAUUAUUUUUCAUAUUGGUCUGUAUUUUCACACAAGUACUGUCGUCUUUUGGAGACUCCUGGAUAAGUUAUUGGGUUAACUUAGAAGAACACGUUUUCCGUAAUGUAUUACGCGUUGCUGAUAAUAAAUUAAUAUGGUGGUCAAUGUCUAGACAAACUUGCAUUAACGUCUUUUCCGCCACAAUUGUAAUUAUGAUAAUUACAGUUGUAAUUAGGUCAGUCUUAUUUGUAUCCGUCUGCAUGAAAGCUUCGAUGACUUUACAUAACAAUAUGUUUAAGGCAUUAACUAAGGCCACAAUAUAUUUUUUUAAUACAAAUCCUUCUGGGCGUAUUCUUAACCGUUUUUCAAAGGACAUAGGCACUAUUGAUGAUUUAUUACCAUUGACAUUGAUGGAUUGCAUACAAAAUGGAUUGGCAGCUUUGGGAGUAUUUAUCGUUGUUGGAAUCGUUAACGUGUAUAUGACAGUAGCCGCCUUCGUUCUAGGUUAUAUCGUUUACAAAAUAAUGAUUUAUUAUUUAUUAUUAUCACGGAGUGUUAAACGCUUGGAAGGAAUCACACGAAGCCCUGUAUUCACACAUUUGAAUGCAACUUUACAAGGUUUGACAACAAUUAGAGCCUUUGAUGCCGAACAAAUAUUAACCAGCGAAUUCGACAACCACCAAGACUUGCAUUCUUCAGCUUGGUAUUUAUUUAUAUCAUUAAGUAGAGGUUUUGCUUUUUGGUUAGACAUUAUUUGUCUUCUAUACGUUAGUGCAAUUACGUUCAGUUUCGUUGCAAUUGGCAAUGGCGUAUUUGGAGGAAAUGUUGGACUAGCUAUUUCUCAAGCGUUUGCCUUACAAGGAAUGCUUCAAUGGGGUAUGAGGCAAAUGGCCGAAUUAGAGAACAAUAUGACAGCAGUUGAAAGAGUAUUAGAGUAUACAAAUGUUACACAGGAAGAUGCUAUUCAAUCAACAGUAGACAACAAAGAAUCUCCAAAGUGGCCUUCAGAAGGACAAAUUAUAUUCAAAAAUUUUUAUCUACGAUAUGGACCAGAUACAGCAUAUGUUUUAAAUAACAUCAAUAUAAACAUAGAAUCAAUGCAAAAAGUAGGAAUAGUUGGUAGGACUGGAGCAGGAAAAUCUUCUUUAAUUUCAGCCUUAUUUAGAUUAGCUUUUAAUGAAGGUAAUAUCAUUAUCGAUGGUAUAGAAAUUCAUGGACUUGAACUAAAUAAGCUGAGGUCUAAGCUUUCCAUAAUUCCUCAAGAGCCAGUCCUAUUCUCGGGAACAGUGCGAAAAAAUUUAGAUCCAUUUGAUGAGUAUCCAGAUCACAUACUUUGGAAUGCAUUGGAGGAAGUUGAACUUAAAAACGUUAUUGAAGAAUUGCCAAAUGCCCUUGAUUCAAAAAUGUCUGAAAAUGGUUCCAAUUUCAGUGUUGGUCAAAGACAACUAAUAUGUCUUGCUAGAGCUAUAGUCCGAAAUAACAAGAUUCUCGUUUUGGAUGAAGCCACAGCUAAUGUUGAUCCACAGACAGAUGCAUUAAUUCAAAUGACCAUUAGAUCCAAAUUUCGAACAUGUACAGUCUUGACAAUUGCACAUCGUUUGAACACUGUUAUGGAUUCGGACAAGGUCCUGGUUAUGGACAAAGGCAAAAUGGUCGAGUUUGACCAUCCUCAUAAUUUGUUGCAAAAUAAAGAAGGAGUAUUUUACAAAAUGGUGGAACAAACAGGACCGGCUACAUCUGAUGUUUUACACAGAAUAGCUGAAGAGAGUUACCGUGCUCUAAGUUUGGGGACAGAACCAGCAUCUGAAUCUUUUGUCAAUGAAGCUGAUGGCAUUUCAACGAAACAUGUAUAAUAAUAUUUUUACAGUAUCGCGUUAUAAUGUCAUUACACUUACAAGUUACAACCCGAACUAGAUACGUGAACUAGUACAAUUCUAAGUCCUAAAAUAUAUUGACAUAAAAUGUAUUUAACUUAGAAAAUGCGUGAUCACGUAUGACUUUUUGUAUUUUAUUUGGUUAUUUUUAUUUACUAUCUUUCCUAAUAAUUAAGUAGGUGGGUAUUAUAUCGUGGCAAUCGAAAUUGGUACAUAACUUUUUUUCUCGUCUUAUUUCUUUGAAUUAAUGUAAUAUGCUUAGAGACCCCUCCCAUUCGUCAUAUAGGUUUCAUUGGUGUCAUAGGUUUCUUCAAAAUAUCAACUCUGAAAACUGUAAAACUAUAUGACGCCUCUAAAUAAAUUGCUCCAUAAUAAAAUAGACUAUCAUCAGUUAUCAGAGACAAUAAAUCAUAAAUACAGAAGAAAUAAAAACAAUCUUUUUUAUAAAUUAUGUUGAAGCUGAAUAUUUUUUUUCUCCAGAUAAUGUUUUUAAAGCGAUUAAAAAAUUGUACUAAUUUAGAUUUGUCUUAUUAUCCGUGUUAAAUGUAUUAACUUUUCCUAAGAACUAUUAUAUCUAGUACAUGCAUUUGAAUUAUUUAGUAUUUUAAGAAAAUAAUGUAUAAUAGCCUAUACUUUUUGAUAAUUUGUGAAUUAUUGCUACCUAUUGUUACUUUUUUAUUUAUUAGUUAAUGGAAAUAUAAGAAUUAUUAACCAUUAAUAACGAUGGAAUUU
Molecule: messenger RNA, 5399 nt
Organism: Metopolophium dirhodum (rose-grain aphid)
Lineage: Eukaryota; Metazoa; Arthropoda; Insecta; Hemiptera; Aphididae
Product: ATP-binding cassette sub-family C member 4-like
Exons: 26
Coding region: 585-4646 (1353 amino acids)
Biological process (GO): transmembrane transport
Cellular component (GO): membrane
Molecular function (GO): ABC-type transporter activity; ATP hydrolysis activity; ATP binding
Source: RefSeq, a predicted model, not a curated record